Molecule: messenger RNA, 1194 nt
Organism: Ascochyta rabiei
Lineage: Eukaryota; Fungi; Ascomycota; Dothideomycetes; Pleosporales; Didymellaceae
Exons: 4
Coding region: 1-1194 (397 amino acids)
Biological process (GO): reciprocal meiotic recombination; DNA repair; meiotic DNA recombinase assembly
Cellular component (GO): Rad51B-Rad51C-Rad51D-XRCC2 complex; Rad51C-XRCC3 complex; replication fork
Molecular function (GO): ATP-dependent DNA damage sensor activity; four-way junction DNA binding; crossover junction DNA endonuclease activity
Source: RefSeq, a predicted model, not a curated record
AUGGCUGACCAAGACGGGCCUCCCCCUCCUCGGCCGGCUCCAUGGUCACACCGACUGCCCACCGUCUCGGCUUCACAGGCUCUCCAGAGCCUCCACGCACGCGGCGCCCGCACGGUGCCGACGGGCCUCGGGCAGCUCGACAGGCUCCUCGCCCCUCGGAGCCUCCCGGGCCACGACGCGAGGGGUGGAUAUGCGCGAGGGAAGGUGACGGAGGUGUAUGGCCCUCCUGGCGUGGGCAAGACGUCGCUGCUCCUGCAGGCCGCCUCGAAUGCAUUGGACGAGGGCCAGCGGGUCUACUGGAUCGACGCUGCGUGUGCGCCCUUGGUCCCCCAGCGCCUCCAUGAGAUACGGCAACACGCGCACCCCAAUCACCCGUCCGAGCUCUCUCCACACCAGCUGCGGAGCCACUUCCACCACCUUGCCGCGCCAACGCUCGCCCACAUACUGGCCCUAUUCAUGCAUCCACCCCCGUCCUUCCCCCACCCGGGCGCGAGUCUGGUCGUGAUCGACUCGCUGUCCACCCUCAUCGACAACGCAUAUCCGCGCAACCCCGCUGAUCGCAUCAAGAACAAGACCGACCAGUCAAAGUGGGCAGCCGGCCGCCGCUACUCCGUCAUCAACGACUUGAUUGCCGCCUUCACCAACUUUGCUGCCCUGCACCACGUUGCCUUGCUCGUCACAUGCCAAACCAUCACCCGCAUCCGGGGUCCCUCGCGAGCGCUCCUGGUCCCCGCCAUUGCCGGCCUCGAGUGGGAGAACGGCAUCGCUACCCGCCUGCUUCUGUUCAGAGACUGGCUGCCACAGCAGCCAGCUCGACUGCAAAACGCCCGGUUCGCUGCUCUGGUCAAGCUGAAUGGCCUGACCCUUGCCGAUGAAGGUGGGGUCGGUAACGUGGUGCCGUUUGCCAUCGAAAGACAUGGUCUUCGCGACUUGGACUUCACGCUCGACCACACUGCAACCACCAUGGUGCUGCCCAUCCAGCCGAGACCGCCCAAGAGAACUUUCGAUGAGCUCGAUGAGAAUGUGUCCGAGGAACCAAACUCGGACCAGGCCUACGGCUGGAUUGAAGACGAUGGUCUCGCCGCCGACGGACUUUUGAUUCAGGAUCCGCCAACCAUGGACGGCCUUGAUGCACCACAAGAACCUGCCGCUGAAGGACGUAGCACAAAGGUAAUGCGAACCUCUACAGUAUGA